Cajanus cajan (pigeon pea) is the source of this 1893-nucleotide messenger RNA. RefSeq lists its product as uncharacterized. Lineage: Eukaryota; Viridiplantae; Streptophyta; Magnoliopsida; Fabales; Fabaceae. Gene Ontology annotation, molecular function: aspartic-type endopeptidase activity; nucleic acid binding. The record is from RefSeq and is a predicted model, not a curated record. Gene Ontology annotation, biological process: proteolysis; DNA integration.
AUGCCCCCCAAGCACAACAAGGACCUUGAGGAUGCUGUGCAGGCUCUCACGGAGCAUCUCAACACCAUUACUCAGCAACAUGAUCAACGUAUCGACCAACUCCAGGCAGCCAUGGCUCACCGUCAUGAUGCUCUCACUGGUACCAUUGCCACCCUGAUUGAGAAAGUUCAAGCCCUUUCUACAAUUAAUCCAAACCACGGUGCUCCCAUUCACUCCGCCAACACCUCUACAACCCCACCUGUGAUUCCCAUGACCCCUGGGCCCUCUUCCAACACCACACAACCUCCAGGUUUCUCCCCUUUUCCCCUAUUUUUUACCCCAUUUCCUCAUAACCCUGGGCCUUCCCAUAACCCAUUUCAACAAUUUUCAUCAUAUACGCAUAGCCCUCCUUCCAACCCAACCCUUCGCCUUCCUAAACUCCAAUUAUCCCCUUUUGAUGGAUCACAUCCUUUAGAUUGGAUUUUUCAAGCCGAGCAAUUUUUCUUGUUUCACAAUGUGGCCCCUGAGCAACGUUUGCCUAUGAUUUCGUUUUAUAUGAAGGGUGAUGCUUUAAGUUGGUUUAAAUGGAUGCAUUUUAACCACCAGCUGCAGGAUUGGGAGUCAUUUACUCGUUCUUUAGAGCUGCGAUUUGGGCCGUCGUCCUAUGAAAACCACCAACAAAUGCUAUUUAAACUUCGCCAAAAGGGCUCCGUCAUUGAUUACCAGGUGGAGUUUGAACGCAUCUCAAAUCGCGUAUACGGUUUAUCUCCUGACUCUAUAUUACAUUGUUUCAUCUCUGGAUUAUUACCUGAAAUUCAAGAGGAAUUAGCCCUUCACCGUCCCCAAUCCAUCAACCAAGCCAUUGACCUUGCUAAACUAGUUGAAUCCAAAUUAUCAGCUUCCAAAGCUCGAACCUCCACUCGCAUUGUUCCUCACAAACCUUAUUCUUCCCUUCCACCACCCAAACCCUCCCUACCAGCCCCCCCGUCUUCCCCAGUUCCUUCUACCACUACUUCCCCCACUCUGCCUGUCAAACGUUUGACCCAAGCCCAACUCCAAGAGCGACGUGCCUUGGGAUUGUGUUAUAACUGUGAUGAGAAGUUUCACCCCACUCACCGUUGUAAGCCCAAACAAUUUCUUCUUCUUCUCACAGAAGACGCGGACCCUCAUUCCACUCCCCCGAUUUUUGACCCCUCUCCUCCUUCUUCCCCAACCCACAUAGACUCCACCCUUCUUUCUCUCCAACUUUCCCCUCAAGCACUUAUAGGUUCCCCUUCGCCCAAAACCCUCAGGUUUCUAGGGUCAAUUGCGGGUAUUACUAUUACUAUUUUGGUGGAUACGGGCAGUUCCCAUAAUAUACUACAACCUCGAUUAGCCAAUCACCUAAACCUUUCCAUUCACCCAAUUUCCCCUUUCCAGGUUAUGGUUGGCAAUGGUGACACUAUUCCAUGUACGGGCUUUUGUCCUAAUGUAGAUCUCACCAUUCAAUCUCACAAAUUUAUCAUUCCUUGUUAUCUUUUACCCAUUGCCGGGGCAGAUUUGGUUUUGGGUAUUGCUUGGUUACAAACAUUGGGGUCCAUAGUUUCCGAUUUCUCCGUUCCAUGCAUGACCUUUACCCACGAUCAUACCCUUAUCACCUUACUGGGAUCUACCAACCUACCUCCCCACUCAGCUUCCUACCCACAAAUUCUCCAAUUCCUACACAAUGACGCCAUUACCUCCUUACAUUUAUUAACUUUUACCCAGAUACCUUCACCAGAUCCUGAACCUACUAACCUUCCAAACUUCAUUUCCCACCUUUCCCCAGAUUUUCAAAACAUAAUUCUCCAAUACUCUAGUGUUUUCCAUACGCCCCACGGAUUACCACCAGUUCGUUCCCAUGACCACCACAUCACCCUCCUCCAUUGUUUCUGA